UAUUACCAACGGUCCGCCAACAUCAACGUCAGAUGCACUGGACAUUUACCGGCUGCAGUGGGACUGUUGUUCAGAGAGGAGGACGUUAAAAUGUCUUUCCACUUGUAUGAAAUGAGCAGUAAACUGCUCGGGGACACUGUUGGGACAAUGAACGACAACCUGACCUCCGUGGUGCUGGCAGCUUCUGUCGUCACUCUCACUCUGGGAUAUCUCUCCAAGUUGCUGCUCAAACCGUCCUCUGACAAUGAUCUGAAAUAUCCACCAUACAUCCCCUCCAGCAUCCCCUUCCUGGGUCAUGCCAUUGCGUUUGGGAGAAGCCCCAUUGAAUUUCUUGAACAUGCUUAUGAAAAAUACGGCCCUGUAUUCAGCUUCACCAUGGUGGGGAGUACGUUCACCUACCUGCUGGGCAGCGAAGCAGCCACGCUGAUGUUCAACAGCAAGAAUGAGGACCUGAACGCAGAAGACGUCUACUCCAGACUGACCACUCCAGUGUUUGGCAAAGGAGUAGCUUACGAUGUGCCGAACCCUAUCUUUCUGGAACAAAAGAAGAUGUUGAAGACCGGACUGAACAUUGCUCAUUUUAAGGAACAUGUGAAAAUCAUUGAGGCAGAGACCAUCAAGUAUUUUCAGAGAUGGGGAGACAGCGGGGAGAGAAACCUGUUUGAGGCCUUGUCUGAGCUGAUCAUCCUGACGGCCAGCAGCUGCCUUCACGGGAAGGAGAUCCGCAGCAUGUUGAAUGAGCGAGUGGCCCAGCUCUACGCCGACCUGGACGGAGGAUUCAGCCACGCUGCCUGGCUCCUGCCCGGCUGGCUGCCGCUGCCCAGCUUCAGGAAAAGGGACAGAGCUCACACAGAGAUCAAGAACAUCUUCUUCAAGGUGAUUCAGAAGCGCAGACAAUCUGAAGAGAAGGUGGACGACAUGCUGCAGACCCUCGUCGACGCCACCUACAAAGACGGACGACCCCUGAACGAUAACGAGAUCUCGGGGAUGCUGAUCGGUCUCCUCCUGGCCGGUCAGCACACGUCCUCCACCACCAGCGCCUGGAUGGGUUUCUUUCUGGCCAGAGACAAAGCUCUGCAGGAGCGCUGCUACGCCGAGCAGAGGGCCGUGUGUGGAGAAGGGCUGGAGCUCGACUUCGAUCAGCUGAAAGAUCUCAGCUUGUUGGAGCGCUGUUUGAAGGAGACCCUGCGUCUCCGCCCGCCUAUCAUGACCAUGAUGAGGAUGGCUCGCUCUCCACAGACUGCAGCAGGAUACACCAUCCCUGUGGGCCACCAGGUCUGCGUCUCCCCCACCGUCAACCAGCGUCUGCAGGACACCUGGGUGGAGAGGAUGGAGUUCAGCCCUGACCGCUACCUCAACGACAACCCUGCUGCGGGGGAGAAGUUCGCUUAUGUGCCGUUUGGAGCCGGUCGCCAUCGCUGCAUCGGGGAGAACUUUGCCUACGUCCAGAUCAAAACCAUCUGGUCCACUUUACUGCGCAUGUACCACUUUGACCUGGUGGACGGAUAUUUCCCCACAAUCAACUACACCACGAUGAUUCAUACCCCUCACAACCCCGUCAUCAGAUACCAGAGGAGAAAACAGUGAGAGGCGGGAAGAGCAAAGACACGAGGCAACUGUCCAACAUCCCGAGUGUUUGAACUGAAGCUCUGACGUCCUGGGACUUGAAUUUAGGAACAUUUCGAUGAACACUCUUUGCGCUGCUUGAAUGCCCAACCGUUCAGAUUUCGUGCUUCUUUCAGAACUCCUUAGCCCUGAAUGUCAACAAUUGUUGAAACUUGUGUUUCCAGAGAUGAUUACACCGACUGUGACUCUGACUUGAACACAUACACUAAUAUUCACAAUGUGAAUUCUUAAAAAUAAAAAAUGGUCAGAAA
Molecule: messenger RNA, 1877 nt
Organism: Anarrhichthys ocellatus (wolf-eel)
Lineage: Eukaryota; Metazoa; Chordata; Actinopteri; Perciformes; Anarhichadidae
Gene: cyp51a1
Product: cytochrome P450, family 51
Exons: 10
Coding region: 91-1587 (498 amino acids)
Molecular function (GO): oxidoreductase activity, acting on paired donors, with incorporation or reduction of molecular oxygen; iron ion binding; monooxygenase activity
Source: RefSeq, a predicted model, not a curated record